This is a messenger RNA of Phascolarctos cinereus (koala), 1088 nucleotides long. It is a transcript of the gene OGFOD3, whose product is annotated as 2-oxoglutarate and iron dependent oxygenase domain containing 3. Gene Ontology annotation, cellular component: membrane. NCBI's taxonomy places the organism in Eukaryota, Metazoa, Chordata, Mammalia, Diprotodontia, Phascolarctidae. Gene Ontology annotation, molecular function: oxidoreductase activity, acting on paired donors, with incorporation or reduction of molecular oxygen; iron ion binding; L-ascorbic acid binding. The record is from RefSeq and is a predicted model, not a curated record.
GACUGGUGGCUGUGCCAUGGCACCUGUACGACGCGGUGGGGCCAAAGUGACCCACGGCGGCUCGUCGGCGGGGGCAGAGCCGGCACAGUCGCGGCGCCUGAACAGUAUAAAGAAGAAUCGAGUCCAUCAUGAAUCCCAGAGGAAAUGGUUGAAAAUUUCAUUUUUGGGAUCAUCUGGUCUACUUGCCAGUCUUUUAUUGUGGAGCUUUUUGAAUGGUGAUGAUGGUGUCACUGAAGUUCUGGCUCAUCAUAAUGAAAUUCUACAGAACAGGUUUAUUGAGGUGAUUUGUUCUGACGAUUAUGACAGUCACAAAAGAUUUGAAGGGUGUACACCUAGAAAAUGUGGCAGAGGCAUAACAGAUACAGUAAUCACCAGAGAGGAGGCUGAACAGCUCCGUCGUAUAGCUGAAAAGGGAUUGUCACUAGGAGGAUCUGAAGGAGGGGCUUCCAUCUUAGACUUACACUCUGGAGCACUUUCUUUUGGAAAGCAUUUUGUAAAUCUAUACAGAUACUUUGGGGCAAAAAUUCAAGAUAUCUUCUCAGAAGAGGAUUUUCAGUUAUACCGUGAUGUGAAGCAAAAAAUUCAACAUACAAUUGGUCAAGCUUUUGAUAUCAACAUUUCAUCCAUGUAUCUGACAAAGCCUACCUUUUUCUCCCGGAUAAAUAGUACGGAGGCCAAGACAACUCAUGAUGAAUACUGGCAUCCUCAUAUUGAUAAGACAACAUAUGGUUCCUUUGAUUAUACCUCAUUGCUGUAUCUCUCAGAUUAUAUGGAAGACUUUGGUGGAGGACGAUUUGUGUUCAUGGAAGAAGGUCUUAACAAGACUGUGGAACCUAGGGCUGGUCGAGUCUCCUUCUUCACCUCAGGUUCAGAAAAUCUCCAUCGGGUAGAAAAGGUUCAUUGGGGUACUCGGUAUGCAAUCACCAUCUCUUUCACCUGCAAUCCUGACCAUGGCAUUGGGGACCCAGCAUUCCUUUAAGAUAAGGGCCCAAUGAGUCCAAGGAAAUGUUACUUUGUGAGGAACAACAUUGGAGAAUCACCACCAUACACACAAAUUAGAAGUAAUAAAGUGAUAAAUUUGAAUGGUA